Molecule: messenger RNA, 975 nt
Organism: Durusdinium trenchii
Lineage: Eukaryota; Dinophyceae; Suessiales; Symbiodiniaceae
Source: the annotation of a GenBank genome assembly
AUGCAGCUGCAGGGAAGGCCGAUGUUCGGCGGUGUUUUUCGACUCUUGCAAGCUGCGGAGAAGAGGCCCUCCGGGCUCACCAGUUGGUUAUGGUCUUCCAAGUUCGAUGUCAUGGAACAUGCUGUCAAGCUGAAAGAGCAUAACCCCGCGUUGCCGGAGAAUUUGUACUUGAUCUCAAGUGGUGCUUGGCCUCGGACAGAAGCACCGAUGGAUGAUGAUGUCAGAAAGCAAGUGGUUGCCAGAAUACGAGAGUCUCUUGAUCAGUCCACUGUCACCUGGAAACUGUUCUGCGACACAGACGGCGAUAGAAGACCAUCGCCAUACACACUAUUGGCCUACGGCCUGUGUGACCAGGCCAUCGUACCGCUUCAUUUGAACAAAGGUGAUUUGGAUAGAACGGAAACAAUGCUUGGAGUGAUGCACGAGUUGAGGCAGCGUGGGGAGAUUCAGACGCAGGUGCUUUUCAUCGUGUGGAACUUUGUCAAAGUGCAGAAGGAUGAACCUGCUGACUAUCGUGGCAUGCCAAUACCUUUCACUCCUACGAAGGUUUGCAUGGACAUCCUGGAAUCCUGCAAUGCGCGGCUGUACAGAAGCGCGCAGGAGUUGACAGGGCUUUUCGUGCACACUCCAGAGUCCCAGGUUGACUUCAUCAAGUGUUCCACAGCAGUUCUUCGAGUCUUGGCCGACAAUGUCUUGAAGCCAUCAGAAGAACUUGGCCUUCCUGUCGCAGAGAUGGAAAGCAAAAUAACAGAAAGUGGCAAAAAAAACAUAAAGUUUCAGAGCGGCGACAUUGCGUACGACACGAAGGGUGAGACAAUUUCGAACGUCAUGGACGGCUUGAAGCAGCUGGAAGAGAAGUUUGAGGCAGGCCGCUUUAGUUUGAACUUCAGGAGAGGCCUCUCUCAAUUCAGGAUUCUGAAGCAAUUUCGAUGCUGUACAGCGGUCUUUUGCCCUGAAGUGUCAGAGCCACCUUGA